Messenger RNA from Symbiodinium sp. CCMP2456, 364 nucleotides. The record is from the annotation of a GenBank genome assembly. NCBI's taxonomy places the organism in Eukaryota, Dinophyceae, Suessiales, Symbiodiniaceae.
GUCCUGAACUGUGAGCCUUGCCCUCGCGGGAGGUGGACCAAUGAGGAGGGCACCGCAGCUGCCGACCUCUGCUUCAACUGCAGUGCCGGGAGGUGGUCCUCCGGCGAGGGCGCUGCCUCGCAGGACGCCUGCAUCGACUGCUUGGCUGGCAGAGCCUCGGAAAGGUCAGGCGCGCCCACCUUCGCCUGGUGUGAGCCCUGCGAAGCCGGGCGGUUCAGCGACACCGGCGCAGCAUCCUGCAUUCCUUGCCGCGCGGGGUCCUGGAGCGGCGGUCGUGGCGCCACCGGCAACGAGACCUCCUCCUGCACGCCCUGCGCCCCCGGCCGGGCCUCCACCGCGGAGGGCGCCACAGCAGACUCCACCU